Pyrus x bretschneideri (Chinese white pear) is the source of this 2604-nucleotide messenger RNA. Its product is annotated as protein LATE FLOWERING. Gene Ontology annotation, molecular function: DNA-binding transcription factor activity. The record is from RefSeq and is a predicted model, not a curated record. The transcript has 3 exons. The coding region runs from base 1600 to 2328 and encodes 242 amino acids. NCBI's taxonomy places the organism in Eukaryota, Viridiplantae, Streptophyta, Magnoliopsida, Rosales, Rosaceae.
UGCUGUUUCUGUUGUCGCAAGAGCCAGUUCUAGUGUACAAAGUGAUUGAAUUUUUUGGAAUUUUGCUGAAUUAUAAAAUUGAUUUUGAAGACAAAAAAACAGAAAACAAACGUUGGGUUCUGAGUCGGAGAUAAGUGGCAUGGAACUCUGACUCAGUGCUGGAUAUUUUGAGCCUCUGGGUUGGUGCCACGUGUAUACAGAGAUGAGAUUUGAGAUUGGCGGUGGAGAAUUGGAGGAAGGAGAGUAGCGGUCGUUAGCCCCAUCACUCCUUUUAUAGAGAAUCGCAGAGGAUUACUGCAAAUUCUGCUGCAGACGAAAAGAAGAAGCCAUUUUCCCAUUUGCAUUGCAGAGAGAGAGAGAGAGAGAGAGAGAGAGAACCCAAUCCUUCCACAUUGGCUUUGGAGAUAACAAACCUGAUCAUGUCCAAUGAUUUAGGCAACCAAUUAAAUAUUUGGAAAACAUAACAACAUUUAUUAUAUAUUCUAUUAAAAAUUAUUUAAUAAAUUUGACAUCUGCUACCGUAAAAGGAUUUGCCUUCAAUUGAUUCAGUGCCACAUAAGAAAUUGAAGCCUCAAUUGGAGAGAGUUUAUUGUCAUUUUUUUACUAUUGUAUGUCUAUGUGGCAGUUUUGAUAUCUCCUUUGGAGAUGCUGUAAGUUUGAAUCUCCCUCUAUGUACCAAUUUAGAAUGCUGUCUUGUUUUUGUUUUUGAACAAACGAUAAUCUACACUGAGGAUGUGAGAUAUUAGGUUAAACCUCAAAAUGAUGUCUUGUUCAAAAGUUAUAAAAAACAAUUGUCAAGAUAAGAAACUGUCCCAUGAAUCAUGUAUCUUCGAUUCUCUCUCAAGAAAAAAAAAAAACAAAACAAAACAAAAUGGUUAAAACAUGAUGAGAAGAUAAGAAACUGCUCACUUGAGUUGCAGACUGUGGCACGUGUAUCCUUAGGUAUUGCACCAAUAUAUCCGAUUACAAAACGACUAUCGAACAAGUCCUUAACUAGUCUGACACACUAACUUCCAUUGAUUUUUUCUAUCUAUCUUAAAUUAAUCACUCACUUGACUUUGAUUAAUUUAGGUUUUCUUAAAAUUGUCAACUUGGUUAAUUACCAAAAACAGUUUGUCAAGAUAAGAAACCGCUCCGCUUCGCUCCACUGAAGAGUUGCAGGCUGCAUGGUUUAGCACACUGGUUUUCAUUGGGGCAACAGUGUCUUUCCAUAUCUGUAGGGGACCUGAUUAGCGAAGUAGUUCCUAGUCUUCGACCUUCAUUUACUCAUCACUUAAUCACCCAACAAACUUAAUUACUGCCCACCAAACCACUAAAUUACAGAUAAUUGGGAAAGAAGAAUUCAUUGGUUAACUAUAAACAGAUGAUUAAUUAGGGUUGGGAAAUGGAAUUUCUAUCCCUCUCUCUCUCUCUCUCUCUCUCUCUCUCUCUCUCUCUCUCUCUUAUGAUCUUAUCUCUUGUGUUCCCAAGCCCAUACAGCCCUCUGUGUCAAGCACUCUCUUUAAUAAUUAUACUCAGAGACUCUUCACAUUUUCCAACUCUUUGAGAAGUUAGGUUCUGAACUCUCUUAUUUAACACUUUUGAUCAGAAAAACACCCCAUGCGCCAAACCUCCAAGACACUUAUCCCACAUUUUCCUUCGUUUUCUCUGUCGCUUAUUUCUCAACUCUCUACCCAUUUCUUCAACUCUUCUACUGCCUCUCAAGACAUGGAAGACGAAGAGAACGGCGUCACGGAAGUUGAUCACCAAGAGAGCAAUGCAGAAGAAGAUAGAGACGCAAACUCCAGAGUGUUUCCGUGCCUCUUUUGUUCAAGAAAGUUUUACAGUUCUCAAGCACUGGGAGGGCACCAAAACGCUCAUAAGAAAGAAAGAACGGCUGCAAGAAAAGCGAAACGCGCUUCUGACUACGCUUCCUCGAUGAAUUUCCCAAUACUAUCCCAUAACACACAACCCCACAUGGUUUUUGCUCCAAACUAUCACUUAGGCCUCUUGCAUCCUUAUAUAACUGCCCAUGCAUCCAAUCUCCGAUACUUUGCGAAUCCUGAUCAGUUCUCAUCAGACAGUUUCGGAUCCAACGGAGUACCAAAGUUUGAGAAUUUAGCAUAUUAUGGUGGGAAUGGCUCGUCGCCGAGCAAUAACAUGAAUGGUUAUCAGUGUGAGGAGGAUGAGCAAAGUUUCUUGAAUUGGCAGAGGAGCAUAAGAUACAAUGGCCUCAGUGGAGGAGGUUCAUCACAACAUUCAUCAAUGGCGAAUGGGAAUCACAAUUCCGGGAUUGGUGGUGAAUGUAAGGGUAAAGAGCAAAAGCUUGAUCUUUCUCUCCAUUUGUAGAAAUAGUGAGGGUGGAUUGUGGAGUUGCAAUUUUGGUCAUGAUAAUAAGCAUCUCUUUAGCUUUAAGUUAGUCUUUUUUGAGAUAUUGUACUUGCAAAUUUGUCAUGGGAUUUUUUGCCUUAUUGACAUGAUUAGUUGGAUAUAACGAUUUCUCUGUACAUCUUUUCUCGUUUUGCACAUGUAAUUUUAUUUUAUUUUUAAUUCUUUUAUAGUUUAUUCAACUUCAUAGUAAAAAAUGAGCACGAAUGUGUUGUGUGUAUGUGGAAAAAAUUAGUG